Molecule: messenger RNA, 3781 nt
Organism: Schistosoma haematobium
Lineage: Eukaryota; Metazoa; Platyhelminthes; Trematoda; Strigeidida; Schistosomatidae
Exons: 5
Coding region: 448-2622 (724 amino acids)
Source: RefSeq, a predicted model, not a curated record
AUGAAUAACAUUUGUGGCAGCAGCCUCAGCAGCAGUAGGUCUCAAUAUACACAAACAGAAAAGCAGGAUUCUCCGAUACAACACAGCGUGCACCAAUCCAGUCACAAUUGACGGAGAAGAUUUGGAAGAUGUAAAAACCUUUACGUAUUUGGGCAGCAUCAUUGAUGAACAUGGUGGAUCUGAUGCAGAUCGGCAAAGCAAGAGCAGCAUAUUUACAAUUGAAGAACGUCUGGAACUCAAAACAACUGUCAAUCAACACCAAGGUCAAGAUUUUCAAUACAAAUGUGAAGACAGUUCUACUGUAUGGGGCGGAAACCUGGAGAACUAUGAAAGCCAUCAUCCAGAAGAUACAGGUAAUUUAAUUCUUUGCCAAAAUUGAAUUUAACUAAAUUUAAUGAAUUUAAACAAAUCAAUAAUGAUAUAAAUAAAAAAUGUUCAAUUCCACAAAUGGAUUUAUGGCCAAAUCAUAUAAAUAAUAAUAAUAAUAAUAUAAUAUUUCCUAAAUGUAAACAAUCAUCAUUAUUUAAAUUCUAUAAUUUAUCUAAUAAAAUAAUUAGUAUCCAUGAUUAUUUAUCAUUUCAUAUGGGAAAAUUAACAAUCCAUCAUAAUAAUAAUAAUAAUAAUAAUACAAUUGGAUUAAAUUCUAGCUUAGUUACAUGUUCAUUAUUUCCAAUAAAACGAUUAAAUGAUUAUCAAUCAAUUUAUUUAAAUGUUAUUGAACAAAUUUAUCAUGGUUAUCAAUCAGAAUGGCCAAUGUUUAUGGUAAUGUGUCAACCAAAACAAAAUAUAUUACUUUUACAAUCUUAUUUAAAUUGGAAUAAUACAAAAUUAAAUCAAAUUGAACGUUUAUUUAUAUGUGGUUCAUAUCAAAACAAUAUAAAACAAAUCAAAUCAAAUAGGACAUUGACUAAAAUAAAACAAAAUAAAUUAAUGUUUAAUAUAUUACUUUUAGGUAUAGAUUCUAUAUCACGUUUAUCAGCAUAUAGAUAUUUAACUAAAACAAUGAAAUUUCUUCAAUCAAUUAAUGAAAGUUCAAUUAUAAUGAAUUUAUAUAAUGUCAUUGGUGAUGGUACGACAGUAAAUUUAUUAGGACUUUUAACUGGACAAUUAGAAUCAGAAUUACCAGAAUCAAGAAAAUCUCAUAUGAAUAUAAAUAAAAAUAAUUUGUUAUUAAAUAAAUUUAAUAAUUAUACAAUAUUAGAUAAUUAUCCAUGGAUAUGGAAAGAAUAUACAGAUUAUGGAAAUUAUGUAACACAUUAUAUUGAAGAUACACCUAAAUGGGGUACAUUUCAGCAUAGAUUAUGUGGUUUCGGUUCAGUUAAUAGUCCAACAACUAGUUAUGGACGUCCAUGUUUAAUAGCAGCACAUCAAGAAGAAAAUUAUUCUGGGAAAAUACUUGGAUGUACAAUGUCAAGGUAUACACAUCAAGUUCUUUUAGAAUCUCUUACAGAAUUUUUCGAAACCUAUUCAGAUAGACCGCGUUUCAGUUUGACAUUCUUAAGUGAAUUAAUACAUGAGAAUCCAGCAUAUGUAAAACUUAUAGAUGAAGAUCUGUCGAAAUUAAUUCAACGUAUUUACUAUGAAGAUUUGAGGUUCAAUGGUGGAAAUAUGAAGGCAUCGAGUAGCUCAAGCUAUCCGUUUGCGAAUACAUUAGUAGUAUUAUUCUCUGAUCAUGGACCACGUAUGGGUGAUGCACGACUUUCGGUUCAAGGUAAAUUAGAAGAAAGAUUACCAUUUAUGUCAAUUAUUGCACCGAAAUUAUUCAAAGAAAAAUGGUCUAUUCAAUGGGAUAAUAUAAAAUAUAAUCAAAAUAGAUUAAUUACUUUAUUUGAUUUACAUGCAACAUUACGUGAUUUAUUAAUGAAUCAAUUAAAAUUACAUAAUAAUAAUAUUGAUUUUAUUAAAAUAUUCAAUAAAAUUCAUAGGAAUUUGCAAAUUAAUCCUUCACAUGGGUUAUCUUUAUUUAAUAAAAUACCAUUAAAUCGUAAUUGUGAUGAUGCAUAUAUUAGUUCACAUUGGUGUGUUUGUUUAAAAUGGAUCGAAAUAGACCAUAAUAAUAAUAAUGAUAAUAAUAACUUAAUAUAUAAUUCAAAUGAUCUUAUUAUAAAAAGUACAAAUGUAAUUAUUACUAAAAUUAAUGAAAUGAUUAUUAAAUAUAAAGCAAAUUUAACUAAAAAUGGACAAUGUUCAAUGAUUAAACUUUAUCAAAUUAAAUCAGUAGAACAAGCUAUACUACCACAAGAUAUGGUUCGAUUUAUUCGCAGUCAAGAUGAAGAUGGACGUAUACCAAUGUUUCAAGAACAAUCUACUUCAUCAUGGUCAUUACUAGAUUGGAUUAAAAAAUUCAAUAUACUAAACAACAAUAAUAAUAAUAUUAACAACAAUAUUUUUAAUCAUGAUUUCAUUCAUGAAAGUAUACUUUUACGUAUACAUAUUAUAGUACAACCUGAAUAUGCACAUUUCGAAGCUACUGUUAAAGUGAAUAUAACACAGCAUUCAUUGAAUAAUUUUCAUGUAAUGGAUAUAAGUCGAAUUGAUCUCUAUGAACAACAUAAUUGGUGUUUAUCGGAUAAUGAGUGGGCAGAAACUAAACAAUAUUGUAUAUGUCAAAAAUACACUUAAAAAUGUAUAUAACUGUGAAUUAAAUUACAUGUAAUAUAUAUACAGAUUCCUAAUGGAUAGGUUGUCUACAGUUGACUGAUCACUAGAUAGUACUACAGGAGGUGGGCUGCAAUGCGGAUAACCUUUAGUGGCCCGUUAUUUUACGCCAAUCGGAUCGUACGAUAUUGUUGACGAACUCAAAACAUUUGUGGCCUUAUAUCUGACUCCAUUAAUAUCGUAUGAUUCAUUACUAUUGAAAUAUACAUGUUGCCAAACCUCGCAUAUAAUUAUCGACUUAACUCGUGUUAGUGAAUAACAGAAUUAAAUAAGUCAAACACGAGAAUGAAUUCCAAAGACGUAUAUCUUACAAUCGUUGAUCCAGACAAACGAGGAGAAGAAAGUGAAACGAAAUGGCGUGUAGUGGCGUGAGCCAACUCCAUAUAAUCAAGAGUUAAUCGAUAUUUAUAGUUGAACAAAAAUAAAUUACAAGCAUGUAAUGAAUAAGAUAAGGAGUGAGCAUACAUACAUCCAUAUAAAAGCCGUUAACGUUGAAAGGCGAAUAGUUAACAAGAUCAAAGUGUGACUCAAGGUGAAUGAAUGGAAUGGCCUGUCCGGAAGCUAAGACAAGUUAUGUGGGCUUAACAUAGUAACCAACACUACAAGUAGUAACUUUUCUGACCUUAAGGUCGGGUGACACGGGAUCAAAUCUGCCAAGGAGCGUUAGUUCCCUCAAGAUUACAGGUACAUUUUGCUGUCGAGUGCCAAACAGCAGGAAACCCAGGUUCAGGGUUUCCUGUCGACUACUUCCAACCACCACUUUACAUAGAUUAACUGUUCCAGUCAAAAUAAAUCACUAAUUAAAAUAAGCAAACAUAUAUAUGUUUGUUGAGGAAAUGUUUAAUUUUCAUCAUGGCAUAAUUUUAUUUGACUGAACACUGAAAAUAAAGAAGCACCAGACAUCUGUUCAAAAUAAACGUUAGGCUUUCAUCAAAAGACACUAUGAAACAGUCAUUAUCGUUACUGUAAGUAGUUAGAAAUCUUUCUUUUACAGACUCAUGUAGAUUUUUUUAUUGCUCAUAUCUAUUAAACCAUACAUUGUAGCUACACCUUUGUUGUUUUCAAAUGUUGGGUUAUCACUUUUGGGCUAUGGAGGACUGGACGUUUUUUACUUAGUGUGGGA